Messenger RNA from Rhinichthys klamathensis goyatoka, 653 nucleotides. RefSeq names its product chromosome unknown C11orf58 homolog (gene cunh11orf58). Lineage: Eukaryota; Metazoa; Chordata; Actinopteri; Cypriniformes; Leuciscidae. The transcript is spliced from 5 exons. Bases 103 to 612 code for a protein of 169 amino acids. The record is from RefSeq and is a predicted model, not a curated record.
GCGCGCAGGUUCUCGAUAGCUGCUAGCUGCUAUGCUAGUUAAACGGUGAAGCAGGCAGGCAGUGGUUGAUUUGACCACCACUGUUGUUCAAAACCUUUGAUAAUGAGUUCCUCAGACGAAAAAUGUAAAGGCACAAAACGACCCGCAUCUCCAGAUGAAACAGGAUCCACAAAAUGGACAUCGGCAGAUUUAGGGACAGACGAAAGGAAGCAGAAGUUUUUGAGGCUGAUGGGAGCAGGAAAGAAAGAGCACACUGGACGCCUUGUUAUUGGGGAUCACAAGUCAACUUCCCAUUUCCGCAGCGGGUCAGAGGAUCAGAAGAUUAACGCAGAGCUUGAACACCAGUACCGACAGGGUCUGGAUGGGAAGAUGUCAGGGAGAAACAGGAGACACUGCGGCCUGGGCUUUAGUGAGCCCGAUCCACCCGCUGCGAGUCCGAGCGCUGCUGUGCCCGAGGAGUCGGACAGUUCAGAAAAGACCAGUGAACAACCAUCAGAACCACACGAGGAAGAGAAAACACCUUCUAACACAGAGCUCAAGAAACAGGAGGAGCACACAGACUCAGAGGACAAGAAAAAAACUUUUAAAAUGGCAUUUGUAAAAGCCACAUAAAUGGCUUUUUUGUUGGUGUUGUUUUUUUUUGCAAUUUUUUG